AUGGCGUCUCCAAAGAAGCGAACAAGAAGUUUAACGCGCGAGGACGAUGAAGACGAAGAAGCCCACCCAAAGAAAGAAAUCGACCUCAACAAAGAACCCGAGCUUGACGAAGAUUACGAUCUCGAUCGCGAAGACGAUGAGACGGACGAUGAUGAUGCCAUCCAGGAAGAAGAAGAAGAAGCGGACCAUGACGAAUUCGUGGCCUCUGAGUCAGAGAUAAGCGAAGAAGAGAAGAACAAAACGGAAUCGGAAGACGAAGAUGCUAAUGACGAAAGAAGCUUUCACAGAAACAGAGCUCCAGAAGAUUUUAAAGCAAGAGAAGAUGCUUCUUGGGCGAUAAGCCACUUAACGUUUUUGCGCAACAGAUACGGAGCUAGGAAUCAGCAGAACAUCGCAUCGGGGACAGAAACAAAAGAAGACGACUCGGAAAUAACUAUGAGUUUACUGAGCCGAUGGGAAACUCCGUUGAUACCACCGGAAAAUAUCUUUGAGCGGCGACUGAUCGAGCAAUGCAGCAGACCGAUCCGAAAGCAGCUGACGGUGAGCGACGUAAGCGACGGCGAGGGACAGAGCAGGCUCGCGUUAUCGAAACCGCAGGUGGAUAAGAAGUUUGCGCAUCUUCUUCUUCUUCUUGGAGAGUCGGAGGUUUUGCGCGGGAAAGAAGGGAUUAGGGUUUCGGUGUACGGACCAGACGGGAAUGUUCACGAGAUGAAGAUGUGUGCCGACGAGGAUUCGCAUUAUUUGGCGGCGGGGUGGAGCAAGUUCGUCGGAGAAUACGAGCUCAGGGAGUACUGCGAUUUCGUCACGGUUUGGAUGAUUAGGCACAGAGAUACUCACAAGAUUUGCUUAGCUAUUGACACCAAAAGGCUUUCUUUGACAAAGGUGAGUAAGAGGAUCUCUCAAGCUGCUUUCGAGGAUUCAGAUUGA
Messenger RNA from Thlaspi arvense, 927 nucleotides. The record is from the annotation of a GenBank genome assembly. Lineage: Eukaryota; Viridiplantae; Streptophyta; Magnoliopsida; Brassicales; Brassicaceae.